AUGGCGACGGACAAUGCGACAUCAGGACGCAUCUACAUUAAAGAUCUGCCAGAGACUGGUUCUGAUUAUGACGGGUGGCGCUUCACUUUGAAGAGUCACAUCUUGCGUGUAGCGCCGGACCCAGUGGCAGCCAUGGCUUACGUCAGAGAGCUUGAUGAUGAAGCGGUUUCCUUUGGCGAUUUGGCGUCAAACUUGUCAGUAGACAUGAACAAAACAGACGUGAAUGUUUUCGCAACGGUGGUUGACGUGAAUGUUUUCGCAACGGUGGUUGCCGCAUGUCAGAACGGCAAGAAAGGACUGGAGAUCCUCAAGCUGAUACAAUCACGAAGUUGUUCUGGAUUGUCGGAGCUUGACAGCUACAUGGCAUCUUUCUCGUUGUUUCGUCACCAGAUGGGUUCCGGCGAGCAUAGGCUCACGAAUGCUGGGGGCAUUGCGCUUCUGAAGCGCAAACUCAAAGACAUCAAAGAACUGGAUGCAACUUGUGCCGUUUUCUAUGCCAGCAAUUCUGUGGAUUUAGACGCCUUGAUCUAUGCCAUCAACGGAUUGAUUGCACAUCACUCGGAAGAGAUAGAAAGGCGAAAAACGCAGAAAAAGGCUGCAGCAGCCAAGGUCGCUGCUGCCGCGGCGGCUGGCGGCAAGUCUCAGGGAGGCAAGGGCAAGCACAAGCGCAAGAAAGGCAGUGACAAACCGUGUGAACAUUGCCACAAGCCCGGACACACAGCGCAAACGUGCUGGUUGAAUCCAAAAAGUUCCGCUUACAGGCCGGACUUCGCGGCCAAAAUUAAUGGCAGCAGUGCCUCUUCGUCCAAUGGUGGGCGGUCUGCGCCGCCUGGUUUGGGAGCUGCGUCCAUUGGGGCUCGGACUGGGCCUGCAGUUCCGACAGAUGUCCUCACCAAGGCGUUCUCGGAGUUCCUCACCAAGCGGUUCGGUGGUUCCGCAUGGCUUGCCGAUAUCGGGCCGAACGCACUUCAGCAGUUUGCGGGCGCAGCUUGGGCUCUGGAUUCUGGGGCCACUCAAUUCUGCAUCAUGGGCGAAAAUGCCGAUGAUGCCAUGUGGGAAACCGUGCAAAGUGCAGACUGUGAUCUCGACACAGGGGCUGGGACGGCUCGGCCAACAGCAAUGGUAGACGCCAUGGUUGGUCCGCUUCUCUCACUGUUCCGGGCGGCGUGCCACAGCAAACUUGCUGUUCGGGGUCGCGUCCGCGUUGGCCCUCUUUGCUCCGCACCGCUCGCCCGAGCCUCCGAGCGUGAAGAUGGGCCGGAGCCGGAGCACCGUGGUCGCGACCCACGCCUUGACGAAGCCAUCGCCAUUGUGUUGGCGGCCAUAAGGGCCGUGGCUGAGGCCGCGGCAAGGGCCCCGGCAAGGGCUCCGGCAAUUGGCAAAGCAGCCGCCGCUGGGGAUGAGCCAUGGCGUCUGACGAGGCCUUCUGCCGGCAGCCAACCUGAGCCGUGCCAGACAGUAGCAGGUUUUCAAUGCGCUGACCUUUUUUUGCGUGGCCGGCAAAAGCGUGACCUAGGCUCUCGAGUUCAGGAGGGCUGCGGGUCGGGGAGGGACGCCAACGUAGAGUGCCGUGUCCUUGGGCGGGCGUGCGCGUCGGAAGCGAGCCACCCGGGCCCACCGGAUGAGACUGCACAGGUAGGCAGGCAGCGUGAGCGGGCGUGGCGGGCCUUACAGGCCGUCGUGACAGGAGAAGAACCCCCAGGUCCAGAUGGGAACACCGGAGUUCGCCACGCCCACCGGCUCGCCCCUAGGCUCGCCCCGCGUGCCUGGCCCCGACGCAACAAGUGCAUGGCAAAGUCGGGGGGCGCCAACCACCCACGGGCAAGGCACACUGUCCAGUUACUACGUGCCGCUUUUGCUUCAUGCCGCGGGGCUACUGGAGGGCGAAGCAGCCCGAGCGUGGGAGUCGUUUGGUUUCGUGCCAGCCGGGCUGCCUUGGGGAACCGCCCGCGGAUGCCACUCCAGGAGCUGGAAGAAGCUGUGGCCCAGCAGGCGCGGGCAGGUGCCAGCGCCACAGAGAGGCAGAGGCAUUCCGUAGGUCGCCGUUGCCGCACUCGCUUCCCCGGACUCCUAUUUGCCAGCAAGCGCGCAAGAGGCUCUCCUUGUGUGCUAUGCGGGGAGGGGGGGGCCGCGGCGAUGGCGCAUGGGGCCGCGGCCUUCCCGCGGCCUGUUGGCGUGACAGACGACGGUGGUCUGGCUGGGCGCGACGUGGAUGCCUUGAUUGCCGGAGUCGCCGCCCGCGCGGCGCAGAUGCGAAGACGGGGAAAACGCGGUCGGGAGGCCGUGGGAGGGGACGGCGGAGUAUAA
This is a messenger RNA of Symbiodinium natans, 2307 nucleotides long. Lineage: Eukaryota; Dinophyceae; Suessiales; Symbiodiniaceae. The record is from the annotation of a GenBank genome assembly.